Molecule: messenger RNA, 2121 nt
Organism: Spodoptera frugiperda (fall armyworm)
Lineage: Eukaryota; Metazoa; Arthropoda; Insecta; Lepidoptera; Noctuidae
Exons: 15
Coding region: 46-2118 (690 amino acids)
Biological process (GO): regulation of transcription by RNA polymerase II
Cellular component (GO): nucleus
Molecular function (GO): DNA-binding transcription factor activity, RNA polymerase II-specific; RNA polymerase II transcription regulatory region sequence-specific DNA binding
Source: RefSeq, a predicted model, not a curated record
CGAGAAAAAGAGAAACACUGUAUUUGUUUACAGUAAAUAGGUAAUAUGGACAAAAAUGCGUAUGAGACUUACGAAUUUCUACCAUCCAAUGGUAGUGAAACUGAACCGGACCAGUUUUUCGUUCUUCAAGAUGAUGGAACUUUUCUCUUAAAUAGACAGGUCCAGUAUGUAGCUCAGGUACAAGAUGUGAAAGAAGUGCUGGAGGAUGUCCAGCCGUGUACUGUGUACGGAGUGUCUUCACAACAGUUCUUUGUAGAUGUUGACAAUUCUGCUGAACUCAUCUCUGUGUCUGGUGACUUUGAACAAAAUCAGUUCAUAUUACCAGAGGGGGACAAUGGCCUGUACAGCAAUAGUUUUCUUUUGCAACCAAGCACAAGUGGCACUACAGAACCGAUGGAGGAGGAUGUUAUUGUUGAUCAGUAUAAACAGCAAAACACACAGGAUGUGGAUGUGGAUGUUGACGUAGAUGUUGUCACACACACUAGUAAACAAGGGAAUAAUUUUACUGAGAUAACACUAAGUGAUGAACAGUACCAAAUGUUGGAACAGAAAGGCUGGAUACUGCUGGAGUCAAAUGACAAGAUAUUUGUAUUAAAUACCUUGGGGCUACAUGACAUCACUACUAAUGAUAAACUGAUACAGAAAUUGAAAAACGAAGCACAAAAUGGUGCUAGCAACAUUUUGGGUGUUGAUGAAGGAACACUUAAAAUAGAAAGUAUUUCGGAACAGUUCCCCCAAAUUGGAGCAGAUUCAUUGUCCAGUCAACAAGACACCGUAGAGUUUGUGAUAAAAGGUGAAGAGCCGAGCGAUACCAUAGAAAGCGUACAGUUAAUCGUCGAUGAUAAAGAUUCACCUGAAAAUACAAUUUCAGACAUAACCACGGAAAAGUUUGAGGAAAUAAGUAUGAAAGAAGAAUAUCCAAGUGAAUCUCUAGUAAGGGAGAUGCUUGCACAACCGAAACCAAACAUUACACUUGACAACGAGCCGCGAUCUAUUAAAAUUAAAACCAAACUUACAUUCAAAGACAUUCCGGAUAAAAUCGUACUGGGAAAAUCUGCUAAUGGAAAGCGAUUGGUAGCUAAAGUUAGAAAACCACAAUCAAAUAUACGUGAACAACAUAAGGUCGAGAAGUCUGAAGAUGAUCAAGUUUUGAAACAAGUAGAUGAAAAUCAACAGUAUAAUGUGACCGGUCUACAUGAAUUGGAUUUCGUGAAUCUCAUCCAAACGACGUUACGAGCCGGCAUACAGCCGAGUUUUACUGAGGAGGACAUUGCAUCAGCUGAAGGUGUCAUCACACAACUACUUAAGAUGCCCAAUUUGAAGCAUUUUCUAGUUGGAUACGACCUAAUUGUAACUAAGGCGAAGAACAAUAAGGACGAGUUUGGCUUGAUUUACAAUAGAAGCUCAGUGUCGUUUAUAACGGGGCGUGUGGCAGAUAAGGACGGUAGCCCUGGCUUCGAACAUGUACCUAAUUUACUGCAGACUAUCAAACAGAAAGCAGAAGAACAAAACGUUUCACAAAGCGACGAAGUAUACAGUUGCAUCGAAGAGAAAGAAGCCAAGGAGAAUUUCACUAUCUACCACAUCCACAUUACUGAAACGAAGUGCUCCGACAAUGUAGUCCGGGUUUCCGUCACAUUAAAUAAACGACAGCUUCCUGUGAAUUUGGUGUUUGAUCUGAAAAAACGUUACCCCACCACUGUCUUCGGGUGCAGUUCUUGUGCGGCCCUGUUUAAAACUGAGCAAGCUUUGAAAGAACACCAAGAGAACUGUAUAGACACCGAUGACAUGUUGACCAUCGAUACUACUAACAACACUAAUUCGGAAAACGAUGACGUCAUUAUCGACAGAACAGGCAAAGAAACUGUAUUCUCCUGUGCACAGUGCAAUGUCACAUUCACAAAGCUGAGCAACAUACAAAGGCAUAUGAAAUCUCAUCUAGGUACAAAACAGCAGAUUCUUCAAACAACCAGAGUGCUAAAACAAGGUCUAGACCCAAAGCCGGCCAAAAUAUUCAAGUGUAAAAUGUGUCCUAGCACUUAUUUCCAUUCAGCUUCUCUUUCGAAACACAUAGUUACCAGGCAUAUUAAAGUGAAAGCAAAUAAAAAUGAAAACUAGUAA